Molecule: messenger RNA, 735 nt
Organism: Dalotia coriaria
Lineage: Eukaryota; Metazoa; Arthropoda; Insecta; Coleoptera; Staphylinidae
Product: lipoprotein lipase-like
Exons: 3
Coding region: 1-735 (244 amino acids)
Biological process (GO): lipid catabolic process
Molecular function (GO): lipase activity
Source: RefSeq, a predicted model, not a curated record
AUGGCGCAAGUUUUUCUUCAAUCGAUGGAUUGUUAUGUCAUCAGAGUGGAUUAUUCUGCAUUAGCUGGUCAAAACUACAUGGCUUCAGCUAAUUCAGUGCGUAAUGUUGGUAAUUACGUAGGAGACUUUUUGAUAAAAAUAACCAAACAAUUCAGUAUACCAAUGAGCAGUGUGCAUGUGAUUGGCCAUUCACUGGGUGGACAAGUUUCCGGUUUUGUAGGCAAGCGCGUAAUUGAAGUAACAGGUGAAAAGGUGCAUAGAAUUUCGGCGUUGGAUCCGGCUGCUCCGCUAUUUGAAAACAACCCGGACUCGAUGAGACUCUCGCGGAAAGAUGCACAAAUAGUUGAUGUUAUUCAUACCGACGGGGGUGUGCUUGGAUGCGAGUUGCCACUGGGUCACGUUGAUUUUUAUCCGAAUGGGGGCAAGCGAUGGCAACCCGGAUGUUAUUCUACUGAUAGUGAGAAUCCCAUUGAGAGACUUCAAGCUUAUAUGAAUGAUUUUUAUUGUAGUCAUCAUAAAUCCUAUCAUUAUUUUACUGCUUCGAUUGUUAAUAACUACAUGGCAACAAAAUGCAAUUCUUGGGUGGAUUACCAAAAUGGUUUGUGUGAUGAACACGCACGGAUCUUAUUUGGUGCACGGAUGCCCGAAAAUGCAACCGGAAGUUACUUCCUCGAGAUGGACAUUGACGACGAAUAUGCCCAGGACGUUUUAUUAGCGUCACAUUCAACUUUAUAA